AUGAGCCUUCCUUCAUCAUCGGCUCAUACCAAGAACCAUUACCACCACCACCACCACCACCAUUACCACAGAAACAACAACAACAAUUUCGACAUACAAUAUGUUGAACACUCCACCUCCUCAUCACAGCAACAACAACAACCUCAGAGAAGAGGAAGUAGUAAUAAUUUUAAUAGUUCUGCUGCUAGUAGUAGUGGUAGCACUACUGAAGGACGAAGAAAUUGUCCAAAUUCAUUGAAUCACAAACCAGCAUCGGCAACAGCACGGAACAGCGAUAGUAAUAACGGAACAGUGAGCAAUGAUGAACAUCAGACUGAUCUUAUCUCGAAUCAGGAAGCUACUAGUGGAUUUUAUAAGAAUAGACUAAAUUCAGCAGAAACUACAAAUGUAAAUCAUCAACAAAAUGUAGAAGGAGCAAGAAGAAGAUUCAAUAAUAACUCGACAAUGUACAAAAAGACUACAUCUAAUUCUAGGAGCACAGAAAGUAAAAUUUAUAAUGAGGACGAACAACAAGAAAAUGCUAAUAACACCAUGAAACAACAAGACGAUGAAUUACACCAACAAACAAUCGGGACAAGAUAUAGAGGCAAGAAUAAUGACAAACGGAACAAUUAUAAACGUUUUUCAAAUUUCAGGUCACAUGAAACUGGUGCCACUUCUAAUCAAUUACAACAAACUCAUCACCAAAAUGAAAAUGUUCAUCACUCUAGAAACUCUAAUAACAGAAAUAGAAAAGGCCAAAACACUGCUGACAAUGAAAACGCUCAACAAAACGACUCUAGGCAAAAUUUUAGAAUUUACCAAAGUAAGAACGCUAAACAAUCUGCAACACCACCUUCCUCACACUCGAUUCAAAACCAAAUCGCUGAACAAAGUGAAACUAAGAACAUCCCAAAAGCAAAAUCUAGUGGUUUCUCUAUAUCGUCUGCCGCCUUUUAUCCUUCCUCGAUGACUUCUUCGCCACCUUCUGCUAAUAGCAGUAUAUAUCAUCCAGGCCAAUACAAUAAUUUUCAAGGAUAUGCCUAUCCAUCUGUACAACAACUUGGAGGUUGUGUUUACUAUUAUCCUCAAAACAAUACCUAUUAUCAAUCCAAUCCCUAUAACUCGUCUGUGUUUUACCAAUCUCAAGAACCUGAGAGUCCAAAAAUGUUUAAGGUUCCUAACCGAGCAAACUCUAAACUAUCGACAUCAACAAGCACUACAAAGCAGAAGAAAGGUCGUAAAAAAGAACCAGUUGAACAAGAGUCAUCAAGUGAAGAAGAUGAGGAUGAAACAGAAUCAAUUUCAUCUGCAAAUCAAAUUCAAAUGAAUUUUGAUGAGGAUGACUAUAUUGUUGGUUUUGCAUCAUUCAAUGGAUCUCUGUAUUUUUGUUGGCAACAAGCAUCAAAGGAAUCAGAGUCUCAAUCCAAGAUAAGAGAAAUACUUACUCAAAGCUCAAAGUAUAGCAACAAAAGCUCUGAAACACUCUUUUCCACAUGCAUAAAGAAUAAGGCUAUUUAUGCUGCGUUAAAGAAGUUUGUUAAGAAGUUGAUUAAGCAAAACCAGCCAUACAAUCCAUACCUUAUUAACUCUCAUGCAUCUAUAUUGAUGAAAUCAUUUUUACUUUCUUCAAACACAUGGUUGGAGUUUUCUGCCAAUCUUCCUGCCAUUUCUAACAAAUUUGCCAAGCUCAAAGCUAGAGAGGUUAAAUAUUUGUUAUCAGAAUACUCAACUGAAUGGAAUUACUUCCAGGAUAUCGACUUGUCCAAAGAGGACGUGCUCGACAGAUUUAUCAAAGGAGAUGAAGAGUCUACUGUUUCGUCCUUUGUUGAACGUAUGAAAAAGAACGAGUUUUCAAAAUUCAAAAGAAGAUCUCACCUUCUUGUUUGCUCUUGGCCUGAAUCUUCUAUAUUCGCAGAGAAGCGAUCGGCUGGAUCGAAUUUCAGUGACACCUUUGUUAAAGAAAUUGCUGUUAUUUUAUGCUUGAACAUUUUCCAAGAUCUGAAAUAUAAGUAUGAUUUUUCUCACAAGAAGCAGAAGGGAGCAGCAAACGAUUUCAAAAAGCUUUAUUCUAUUGUGGACGUUGAGACUCAAAAACAAAAAACAAGCUUUAAUGCCAAAAUUCAAGCAGCGUAUAGAGAUCAAAACGAAGCAUCAAUACUUACUCCAGAAGAAAAAGAUAAAUUAAUAGAACAACUCAUACAGUUUAUUACGUACGACAAGGAGUAUAGAUGCUACCAAAGAUACUUUGAUUUACUUAAAACGGAGGAGGAUGAAAUUAACAAGCCCUUCGGAUGGUUUCAAUAUCCAUAUCAACUUAAGGCUGUAAAGUGGUUAAAAAGAUUGGGUGCUCAAAUUGACUGGGUACAGAUUUAUCUCAACAGGAUUUACGCAUCUCCCAACUUUGAUCCAGACAUUAUAAAGCAGAUUGACAAAGAAUUUGAGAUAUCUGCGAACUAUACACUUGAGGCCAAAGACAAUCGACUCUCGUUUCUAGAUCAUUACGAUCGAACAUUUACUAUUGACAAAAAAGGAACAAAAGAUUGCGAUGAUGCGCUUACCAUUUUAUACCAUGACCAAAAUUGCAUUCACAUUGCAGUCCACAUUACGGACAUUGCCUCAACCAUUCUAAGAAACGUCGAUCUUUCGCAAGCUGCAUCACCAGUCGAUGAAUCCAAGAAAGAAGUUAAACGAACUCCUCCAGUUAAGACUAAGUUUGCUGAUCAUCCCAUAUUCCAAAAAGUUCCUUUAUUUUCAGAGGCCUCGAAGCGUGUCAUGUCUAUUUACAUACCAGGAGUAGAAGAAACCUAUGCUCCUUGCUUUCCACGUCACCUCUCUGAAGAAGCUCUGUCGCUAAUUGAUAAGAAGCCUAAGGAGGUUAUUUCACAUAUUUUUGUUAUUUUUAAAGAUGGAAGAGUAGAGUUUAAAGGAGUAUUCAAGGGAUUGAUACAAUUAUAUGAUUGUUGCUGUGCUAUUCAUGAUUCUCGUUUGGAACACGGUGCCAAAAAAUUUACGCCAGGUGUUGUUCCUCUCGGAGGAAUUGACCUUGUUCUUGAAGACAAUAAGAAUGGUGAUGAUCCAAUAAUUCAUGUCAAUACUCAACGAACAACUCCUUCCAAAUCUUCAAAAAUUAUUACUGAAUUUAGUAUUUUGCUUAACGCUACCAUGGCAAGGUACUUUUAUGACAAUAGAAUAGCUGGUCUCUACAAAGAAUUUUAUCAAACAUAUAACAGAUUGCUUCCAGAAUCUAUAAAGGAUAUGGACAUUGAGGAGUUUAUUGAAGUUGCAUCAAUAUUAGACCCUGAAGGUAAUGAAACUAAUUAUCUUGCGCAAGGAAAGAAUCACCAAACUGAGAACUAUCAAGCUUUAUUGAGGUUUGAGAAUGAACUAAAGCAACAGGGAAGUAAGAAGACAACAAACAUUAGCAAAAUAACGACAAAUCCAACAAAGUUUUACCAAAACAUCAUUGGUGUUGAACUGUACAUGCAACUUUCUUCUCCAUUGAGGAGAUGGCUUGAUUUAGUUUUACAAGUUCAACUAGUUCAUUAUUUAAAUACAAUUGAGUCCGGAGCAACUUGGACAGGAAUUGAAAACAGUCUGUUCAGCGAGGAAUUAUAUGAUUGUUGCUGUGCUAUUCAUGAUUCUCGUUUGGAACACGGUGCCAAAAAAUUUACGCCAGGUGUUGUUCCUCUCGGAGGAAUUGACCUUGUUCUUGAAGACAAUAAGAAUGGUGAUGAUCCAAUAAUUCAUGUCAAUACUCAACGAACAACUCCUUCCAAAUCUUCAAAAAUUAUUACUGAAUUUAGUAUUUUGCUUAACGCUACCAUGGCAAGGUACUUUUAUGACAAUAGAAUAGCUGGUCUCUACAAAGAAUUUUAUCAAACAUAUAACAGAUUGCUUCCAGAAUCUAUAAAGGAUAUGGACAUUGAGGAGUUUAUUGAAGUUGCAUCAAUAUUAGACCCUGAAGGUAAUGAAACUAAUUAUCUUGCGCAAGGAAAGAAUCACCAAACUGAGAACUAUCAAGCUUUAUUGAGGUUUGAGAAUGAACUAAAGCAACAGGGAAGUAAGAAGACAACAAACAUUAGCAAAAUAACGACAAAUCCAACAAAGUUUUACCAAAACAUCAUUGGUGUUGAACUGUACAUGCAACUUUCUUCUCCAUUGAGGAGAUGGCUUGAUUUAGUUUUACAAGUUCAACUAGUUCAUUAUUUAAAUACAAUUGAGUCCGGAGCAACUUGGACAGGAAUUGAAAACAGUCUGUUCAGCGAGGAAGUUUUACAUUAUUGGAGUGAAAAAGUUUCAGAUAAGAUUGAAACAGUGAAAGAAAUGGAAAAACAAGUGCUCUAUCACUACUUCCUUAAAUUUUUAAAGAACAAGAUGGAAUCUUGUGAUAGUGAGCACUUUAUUUUGGAAUGCGUUUCUGAAAUUAAUUUCAGAAAAGGAAAAAGAUUAUCUCACUCACAUCGUGACAAGUCGGGUGUGCAUAGAGAUUACAAUAACUUGAUCAACAGAAAAAAGCCAGUAUUCACCCAAUUGUUACGUUUACGAUUGGUAGAGUAUAAUUACUUUGCUAUUGAGGCCUAUGUGACAAGCAACACGAUUGAUAUGGAUGAAAUGACUGCCAUUAAGAUAAUCGAAAUUGAUACAUAUUGUCACACUAUUUCUGCAGAGUAUGUAAAGUGA
Naegleria fowleri is the source of this 4662-nucleotide messenger RNA. RefSeq lists its product as uncharacterized. Lineage: Eukaryota; Heterolobosea; Eutetramitea; Acrasida; Naegleriidae. Gene Ontology annotation, biological process: mRNA catabolic process. The coding region runs from base 1 to 4662 and encodes 1553 amino acids. The transcript has 4 exons. Gene Ontology annotation, cellular component: exosome (RNase complex); P-body. The record is from RefSeq and is a predicted model, not a curated record. Gene Ontology annotation, molecular function: 3'-5'-RNA exonuclease activity; RNA binding.